AUGCGUGCUCACAUUAGCAUAUAUCGCAAAACAUCAAGGAAAAAAGAAUAUCUUGUUGCUUUAACAUUAAACAAAUCGAGCAGCAUUUUUGCAGCCCCAAUUAAAACGCGUCAUUUCCUCCAAACCUUUAAACCCGUCCUUUUUACCAAUAUCCUCGAUGAAAAUACUGCUACCACUGAAGCAGCUACUACGAAUUUAUUGGAAAUUGAAGCAGCCAAUUCAGCACAAACUGCUGCAACUUUCGAUCACGAAACCGCUGCUACAACACUCCUCAACAAACGUCAUUUUUUGCAUGGUUUUAAACCGGUCAUUUUUACCAAUAUUCUCGAUGAAAAUACUGCCACCACUGAAGCAGCUACUACAAAUUUACUGGAAAUCGAAGCAGCUAAUUCAGCCCAAACCGCAGCAACUUUCGAUCACGAAACCGCCAAUACAAUUCUGAUUAAAUAA
Messenger RNA from Ambispora gerdemannii, 450 nucleotides. NCBI's taxonomy places the organism in Eukaryota, Fungi, Glomeromycota, Glomeromycetes, Archaeosporales, Ambisporaceae. The record is from the annotation of a GenBank genome assembly.